CUCUCUCUCUUUGAGGGGAGUCGGAAGUGGGCGAGGUUUUGCACACCUCUGGGAUGCUGCUGCCGGACAGCGUUUCAUCACAUUUGUAGCGUAUGCGUCUUCAGGGAAGCUUCAGGACGAGCCGGCGUCACGGACCCGCUUUCCUCGAUGGCUGAACCGGAUUGUAGAAGCGAAGUGCCUCCGAAAUAUGAAGAGAAUCUGAUUGCUCGGCGAUCACGUCCGGUUUAACCAAACGCCUCACUGGUACCAGUUAAACUUGCUGGUUUUGGAAAGACUAUUAUUUAGUUUAUUAUACAAUGGAAAGUAAUAGUACAGCACGGGUCGGAUCUUUAUUUCAAACUUUAAGGUUUCAUUUCGCCUUGAUGUGCUUGUGCGUUUUAUCAGCUUAUUCCUAUGCAUGUCCGUAUUCGUGUGUGUGUCAGAACACAUCUGUCACCUGCGUGAACUUUACAGAGAUCCAGCUGCCCUUUAAUGUGUGUGGAAGUACCCAAAACUUAAGUUUAAGGGGACACAAUCUCACCAUUUUAACCAAUAGAUCUUUUUCACCCUACGGGACGGAUAUGGACUUGCGCGCGCUCUCCUUGCAGCACAACAACAUACAAGUGAUCAAAAGUUGCGCUUUUUGUGGGCUCCCGCGACUUCGUACCUUAGACCUGAGCAACAACAAUUUAAUAAUCGUGUCUUCCGAGGCUUUUUCCAGUUUGGGAGAAUUGCGUAAUCUUUACCUGAACUACACGCUGAAUGUUUCGGGUGCCGCGCAACUACCCAGCGCGCUUUCGACGGACAGUUUGCGUAAUCUGGAGAGACUGGACCUGGCGGGAAACCAUCUCAAGACCAUCCCACUUUUUGGAUUUGGCAACCUUAAUUUAAGCACACUGGUGCUGACGAAUAAUAACUUCGAGACGCUGGAUCAAACCAAUGUAACAAACUUGAACAAACAAAAGGAAAUACGCGUUUACUUGUCGACGAAUCCAUUCAAGUGCGACUGCCAACUGCACAAUUGGUUGAAGAACGACUUCCAGUGCGCAGACGCGAGCGGCGUGGUCUGCGAGCAACCUGACCACUUGAAAGGACAGGUCGUGGUGAAACUUGGAAAGGAGCUGUGCGGGAGCAAAGAACUGGCGGCGGUUUCUUACGUGUUUCUCGGUAUUGUGUUGGCCCUCAUUGGAGUUGUGUUCCUCAUGGUGUUGUACCUGAACAGGAGAGGCAUCAAGAGGUGGCUCAAUAACAUCAGAGAGGCGUGCCGGGAUCAGAUGGAGGUCUAUCAUUACAGAUAUGAACAGGACUCCGAUCCCAGGCUCGCAAACGUAGCCGUUUAAGUGCAACUUGAUGACUUCGUCUCCUUGAACUGUUUAGGAGUUUGGAUUUCAUUACCUUGCAGUCAUAGCAAACGACGGCUCUUUUUUCAAGGUGUCAUCAGAUAACAAAAUGAACUCUAUUUGACUGUAAAUAUGUGAAUUAGUCUACAAAUCUAACUUAAGGAAUAAAUAACUAUACCCAUUUAUAGGAACAAACAUGGUGUGUACCCUAAAAAUGCUGGAUUGUUUCAAUAAAUAUACGAACAAACACAAUCAUUGAAAGAUGUCCAUAUUUGAAACAACCCAGCACAUGUUUUAUUAAACCCAAUGGUGAGAUUUGUCCAUAUUUUACACACCUAUGGUUGAAACAGCCGUGCAUAAAUACUCAAAAAUGGGCAUUAACAUAUACAGAACAGGUUGAUGUUCAGCUAGUGACGGUAUAUUCAGCGAAUGUUUAAGCGCAUAUAUGCAUUGCUUGAAGGAUUGAUUGAAUAUAAAUGUUUAUGCCCAUAUUGUAUACAGUGCCAAGUUCAAACAAUCUAAAUAGAUCUACAAUAAGACAAAAUGAGAUUCAACAUUUUUGAUAAUGUUGCAAUCUAUACUGUUAGGAAAAGGUACAAAAGCUGUCACUGGUGUGGUAACCUACCAUUAGGUGUUUUUGAAGUACCACUGUCUACCUCUGAGGAAACAUUACCUUUGAGGUAUUAAUAUGCACCUUUUAGAUACAAAAAUGUCCUUUUUGAAAAGGUACCACCCAGUGGCAGUGUUUGUAUAUUUUUGCUGAGAGUGUAUAUAGGCCUUACGAUGUUUGUAUAGAGAAAAAUGAUGUGUGAUUCUGACAUACAUAAACUCUUUGCAUAUUAACAUCUAUAGUGAUUACCUUGUAAUUACAAUAUAGAGCAGUGACAUAAUAAUGAAAGAAUGACUUGCAUCCCCAAUAAAGGUCGA
Molecule: messenger RNA, 2246 nt
Organism: Misgurnus anguillicaudatus (oriental weatherfish)
Lineage: Eukaryota; Metazoa; Chordata; Actinopteri; Cypriniformes; Cobitidae
Gene: tpbgl
Product: trophoblast glycoprotein like
Biological process (GO): negative regulation of canonical Wnt signaling pathway
Cellular component (GO): plasma membrane
Molecular function (GO): protein binding
Source: RefSeq, a predicted model, not a curated record